AUGGAUCAUCGACACCUUCUAAUCAACCUAUGGCGUAACGGUCAUCAUCUUCCCAAUCACAAUCACACAUACAGCUCCGAAGCCAGUGCGGAGACUUCAAUCGAUUCGGGAGCUUUCUCAAUGGGCGCCUCACAAGCAACGUUUGAUACAAUUGAUGUCAGCCAGCGUUCUUUUAUCGAUUCUCUACAAAUCCCCAAAGUUCUUCGACAACGAAAAGAUCAUAAAUACUCUUCUCAACUCUUCACCAAUCACCUAUUUGAGAUUCUCAUUUCAUUUCCUGUGCUCAUUUCUCUGAUCGACUCUCUCAAUAUCAAUUCUAUUUUGGCAGAGAUGUUGCUCAACUUUCUCACCGUUAUUGAUGAAAGUCUUGGUGAGAUGUCUCUAUUACCCACCGCGACACCAACAACAGCCCUCACUACAUCAACUGUUCCAAAUCAUUUCCCCGCUUCUUUUUCCACUUCAAUUUCUUCAGGAUUGUUAAACUCUCCAACGGCAGCACUUCCAAUGAAUCACACUUCAUAUCUUUCAAUUCCUCAUCCAUAUGCUCAUCUUCCACACUUUCCCACGAACGCUCCCUUAUGGAAAUUGCACAAUGAAAAGACUUUGCAGGUUGAUAUGGAUGUUGCGUCGAUUACAGAAACGACUCGGGAAGUGAGAAUUAGUGAAGAAGAAAAUGAUGAUGAGGAAGAUGAUGAUAAGCCUCUUGAUUUAUCGAUGAGACAUCCAUCUCCAUCUCCGUCAACUUCAAGUCAUAAUUUGUGUGUCUCACCGGCAAUUCAUUCACCUUCCCCCUCAAUAUCGAAUGAUAAUGAGAGACCAUCUGUAAUUGUUGAAAUGAGUGGAUUUCCCUCAGUUCGUCGAUCAGCUUCAUCUGUUGGUGUUUCAACGAGUUCUUCUUCAGUUCAAGAACACUUUCGUCGAUCACUUAGUGGAAAAUGGCCCAGGAGACAAAAAACUGAUGAAAAGAGUCGAGCCUCUCCUUUCCCUAGAAGAGCAUCACUUCGAGAGCACAAAAUUAUCGAACAUUCCAAUCCAAGCAUCGAAGAACACUUUCGAAAAGCUCUCCCAGCAGAGGCUUUCAUCAAAUGGAAACAACGCCAAAGUGAUACAGAUUCU
Mesorhabditis belari is the source of this 1116-nucleotide messenger RNA. NCBI's taxonomy places the organism in Eukaryota, Metazoa, Nematoda, Chromadorea, Rhabditida, Rhabditidae. The record is from the annotation of a GenBank genome assembly.